AGUGUGGUCACGGUGCAGUGUCUAAACGGCUAAUUGUGACGUGAAUGUGCAAGUUUUCAAGUACUUAGGCAAGAUAUUUGUUAAGUGAGAUUUUCUAUGUAGGAUGUGAAUAUAUGACUUCAUAAGAUAAGUUGGAGUCAAAUCAUAAUCAACAGAUUUUUAAGAGAACCGUAGACGAGUGCUUUAACAUGGAACAACGAAUUACAUAGUGACGUCAAUCAGUGAAGACGUGAAGCGACAUUCAACGUGUGCCGAUGAUAAAUAAAGCAAUAGUAGCGUGUGUAGUUUGAAAAAAAGACAGAUCGGCCAAUUACCAGACAGAACGGCCAAUAAAACAGACAGAUCAGUCAAUUAAACAGACUGAUUGGCCAAUUAAACAGGCGGAUCGACCAAGAAAUAGUAAUAAGACAUGGGGAAGGGUGCUUCAAAGGAAAAACAGGCCGAGAGAAAUAAUUUGGAACAGACGCUCAAAAAUGAUCCAAUGGACCUGAUUCAGAAGAAUUAUAUAGUUCUUAUAGAGCACCUGGACUCAACCCACGUCAUUGAUCUUCUGUAUCAAGACUUUGUCCUGACUCAUGUAGAACUGGAAGAGCUUCACCAAGAACACGGAGCACAACGUAAAGCUAAGACACUUGUCACCUUACUGAGAAGCAAGACUCCAAAACAGAUUAACAAAUUUAUUGACAUUAUCAAAGAUAUCCAGUCGUAUCUCUAUAAUAUUAUGGUUUCCAACUCACUGCAUGUUUCCGGUUCGGGUAUUGGCUGGACAGAUAAUACUGAUCAAGUUUGUGAACCCUGUAAAGAGCAAGACAAAGAACUUACAGCCACCGACUGGUGUUUUCAAUGUUGUGAAGUUAUGUGUUCAGAUUGUGCCAAAAUCCAUACAAGUAUGAAACUUCUCCGGCAUCAUUCCCUAAAGAAACUGUCCGAUCUCAGGCAACCUGCAAAAGAAGGCGUUCCUACUAUACCAGGAAAGAUGUUGAAAUCAAAAGAAGCUGUGUCAAAAUUUCUGAGAGUAAAUUCUGGCACCCCUAUGCCCGUUUCUAUCAGUGGUGAUAAAGAAGGCUCUGCGGGUGCUACAGACUUGUUACACACCGUUAUCGAUAACAUCUCCAUCUUACUAGUCUCGGAUUGGCAUAACGAAAGUGUGAAAUCAUUUGCAGAGAUUGGAACAAAGGUAAAGUGUAAAAGACUAAAAAUGGCGGGAUGUCCUUUUCGAAUGACAAAAAUAUCUCCCAAUAAAAUAGCAGUGACAAUGUCCACCAGUUUCCUCAUCACUAUCAUCAAUGUUGGUGUUGGUGUUCUUGAGAAGUCCUCGGAAAUACUGGCCGCCAAGAAGUACGAUGGUAUUUGUUAUUUGGGAUCAGGUAAAUUUGCUGUUAGUGGUGAAACCUUGGAUAUUAUUAACUCCAGCGGUGAUAUUUUGACCACCAUCGACGGUGAAGAUGGACGGAGUCUGUUCAGUAAUCCGGACUAUUUGGCAAAAACUCCACGUGGAGAUAUCGUGUUGUCCGAUCACAGGAACUGUCGAGUUGUGUGUAUAAGCCAAAAGGGGCACAUCAACUGGGUUUUUCAAAAGCAGACGGAGCCCAAAAUGGAGUGUCCGCAUGGUGUUAGCUGUGACGUAAACGGUAACGUAUACGUAGCUGAUUGGGAUCGGCAUAAUAUAAUUCUAUUGUCUCCAGAAGGAACUCUAAAACAGAUCCUUGUUGCGGCGAGCAACCGAUUAUAUCGACCCCGAACCGUUUGUACGGAUGAGAAUGGUAGUAGACUGUUUAUCGCUGAAGACAGCGGACUCGUAAAGAAAUAUAGAGUACUGUCAACAUAACGAACCAUUUGGUGUUUUUAUAGGUUCCAGCAUCUAUAAGAAACAACUAGCAUACGUCAGUGCUUUGGGCUAUGCAGUAAAACUGCAUUUUCCCCAAAUCGUCGCCAAAGAACAUUAAUGGGUAAAGCUUGUUCGUAUCGUACAAGAAAAGAAAAGUUUUAAAUUUAUGCCAUGAUGAGUAUGACAAUUAUUGAUCAAGUGUCACAAUGUAGAAUAAAUGCCAGUCAUCGUCAACAAAUCAAAGCUUCUAUAUUUUGUUAUAGAAUUCCUUCCCAUCCUAGCUUGGGAAUCCUGAUUUUCUGGAUGACUUUUGUUGAGAUAAUUAUGCACAU
Messenger RNA from Patella vulgata (common limpet), 2160 nucleotides. RefSeq lists its product as uncharacterized. The transcript is spliced from 5 exons. The record is from RefSeq and is a predicted model, not a curated record. Gene Ontology annotation, molecular function: zinc ion binding; protein binding; ubiquitin protein ligase activity. The coding region runs from base 410 to 1828 and encodes 472 amino acids. NCBI's taxonomy places the organism in Eukaryota, Metazoa, Mollusca, Gastropoda, Patellidae. Gene Ontology annotation, biological process: regulation of apoptotic process; proteasome-mediated ubiquitin-dependent protein catabolic process; protein polyubiquitination.